Molecule: messenger RNA, 984 nt
Organism: Pseudogymnoascus verrucosus
Lineage: Eukaryota; Fungi; Ascomycota; Leotiomycetes; Thelebolales; Thelebolaceae
Exons: 4
Coding region: 1-984 (327 amino acids)
Biological process (GO): carbohydrate metabolic process
Molecular function (GO): hydrolase activity, hydrolyzing O-glycosyl compounds
Source: RefSeq, a predicted model, not a curated record
AUGCAUUACUCUUUCGUCGCCGCCGCCCUCCUGGCACCACUGGCACUUGCUGCCCCACAUGAGAAGACUCUCCUCAGUCGCCAGGCCGCUACCAGCCUGAACGAAGUCUUCGUUGGCCACGGAAAGAAGUAUUUCGGCGUUGCCACAGACCAGGGCCGCCUUAAUGCCGACAAGAAUGCUGCUAUCAUCCAGGCCGACUUCGGACAGGUAACUCCAGAGAACAGUGGAAAGUGGGAUACGAUUGAGUCAUCUCAGGGUAACUUCAACUUUGGAGGACUCGACUAUCUCGUAAAUUGGGCCACGACCAACGGCAAGCUUGUUCGCGGACACACCACCGUGUGGCACAGCCAGCUUCCGGGGUGGGUUUCGGCCAUCACUGACAAGGCAACUUUGACUUCGGUCAUUCAGAACCACGUCACCACUGAGAUCGGAAGGUAUAAAGGCAAGGUCUACGCCUGGGAUGUUGUCAAUGAGAUCUUCAACGAGGACGGAACUCUGAGAUCGUCUGUCUUCUCUAACGUCCUCGGCGAGGACUUCGUGCGCAUCGCCUUCGAGGCCGCACGUGCUGCUGACCCGAACGCGAAGCUCUACAUCAACGACUACAACCUUGAUCAGGCGAACUACGCCAAGACCCAGGGAAUGAUCAAAUAUGUCAACAAGUGGAUCGCCGCUGGCGUUCCCAUUGAUGGUAUUGGAUCCCAAGGACAUCUCACUGCUGGCCUUGGCUCCAGUGCAGAAGCCGCCCUUACAGCUCUUGCUGGAUCCAGCGUUUCGGAAAUUGCAGUUACUGAGCUUGAUAUUGUUAAUGCUGGAGAAUCAGACUACGUCGCUGUUGCUAAGGCUUGCCUGAACAUUCCGAAGUGUGUGGGAAUAACUGUUUGGGGUGUUAGCGACAAGGAUUCGUGGAGGGCUAGCUCCAACCCGCUGCUCUUUGACUCCAGCUUCAACCCCAAGGCUGCCUACAAUGCUAUUGCUGCUUUGUAA